AGACCAGUGGUCCUCUCCCAGAGCACCCAGCAGCCUCUUCUAUCCCGGAUCACAAGAAGCCCGCGUUCAAGCUCAGAGUCGACAUGUCUGCUGCCCGCCUGCUGCUCACACUGGCCGUGAUGCUGCUCAGCGCCAUGAUGCUCACAGAAGGUCUGCGGAUGGCCACCGAACCCAAGAGCUGCUGCUUUUCCUUUGCAACAAAAGAACUGAAGCCACAACAAGUGAGCAGUUACAGAAAGACCAGCCAGCAGUGCCCCAGUGCUGCCGUGGUGUUCACCACCCGUCGCGGCUACAAGGUGUGUGCCAAGUCCAGCGAGCCGUGGGUGCAGACACUCAUCAGCAAAAUCGAGGACAGAAAGGCGCUGCAGUAGGGCUGGGGCCAGCAUUCCGGUGGAAUCCUUUUUGUGCCGCUGAAGUUUGCGAGCCAGCCCAGUAUUUCCAUCCCGACAGGCACCAGCUUGGCACUCUUGCUAUGGAAAUUCACGGGCAUUCAGGCUGGCGGCCUGUUUCUAUGAAGACCUACUCGUCCCCCCACAUGUGGCAGCCGUUAUUCCCUCAGGAAUCAUUUCCCAAUAGCCUUUAUAUCAGCACUUGCGCUGCCAUUAAGCUAAAAUUCAUACAUGUCAUUGAAGCUGCGAGACUCUCAUGAAUGUUAGAUUAAGAGCUUUACCAAUAAAAUUAUUUAAAAUGUU
Messenger RNA from Brienomyrus brachyistius, 692 nucleotides. RefSeq names its product monocyte chemotactic protein 1B-like. Lineage: Eukaryota; Metazoa; Chordata; Actinopteri; Osteoglossiformes; Mormyridae. Bases 84 to 371 code for a protein of 95 amino acids. Gene Ontology annotation, cellular component: extracellular region. Gene Ontology annotation, molecular function: chemokine activity; CCR chemokine receptor binding. The record is from RefSeq and is a predicted model, not a curated record. The transcript is spliced from 3 exons. Gene Ontology annotation, biological process: positive regulation of ERK1 and ERK2 cascade; cellular response to type II interferon; immune response.